This is a messenger RNA of Silurus meridionalis, 1625 nucleotides long. RefSeq names its product glucose-6-phosphatase catalytic subunit 1a, tandem duplicate 2 (gene g6pc1a.2). Gene Ontology annotation, biological process: gluconeogenesis; glucose 6-phosphate metabolic process. Lineage: Eukaryota; Metazoa; Chordata; Actinopteri; Siluriformes; Siluridae. Gene Ontology annotation, cellular component: membrane. The record is from RefSeq and is a predicted model, not a curated record. The transcript is spliced from 5 exons. The coding region runs from base 91 to 1158 and encodes 355 amino acids. Gene Ontology annotation, molecular function: glucose-6-phosphatase activity.
GCAUGCUCAAGGCUAUCAGUCCUUUCGCUCUCUUUCUCUCUCUCCCUCUCACUAAUUCAACACAUUUUGCUGAAGAGGAACAUCAUCAGAAUGGACACCAUGAUGGAUGCUAUACAUGGCUAUGGUGUGAGCUCCACAGAGUACCUACAGACUCACUACAAAGAUGCCCAGGGCUGGUUCCUGUUUGUGUCCUUUGCUGCUGACCUGCGCAACACCUUCUUCAUCUUCUUCCCCAUUUGGUUCCACCUGAGAGCAUCGGUUGGCAUCAAGCUCAUCUGGGUGGCUGUGGUCGGGGAUUGGCUCAACCUCGUUUUCAAAUGGAUUCUGUUUGGAGAGCGGCCCUACUGGUGGGUGCACGAGACGCCCUACUACAGCAACAAGUCUGUGCCGCACAUCGAACAAUUUCCCAUGACCUGCGAGACAGGCCCCGGUAGUCCAUCGGGUCAUGCUAUGGGAGCAGCUGGAGUUUACUAUGCCAUGGUCACCUCCAUCCUUACCAUCAUGCUGAGCAAAAAAAACACCCCCCCCACUAAAGCACUGUACCUGCGAGGCACUCUCUGGACUCUUUUCUGGACCGUUCAGAUCUGUGUUUGUCUCUCCAGAGUCUUCCUGGCUGCCCAUUUCCCUCAUCAGGUCAUUGCUGGUGUAUUUACAGGUAUGAUUGUGGCUGAAGUGUUUAACAGGCAGAAGUGGAUCUACUACGCCAGCUUGCAGAAUUACUUCAACAUCACUCUGUUCCUGCUCGUUUUCGCCGUGGGCUUUUACGUCCUUUUGAAGGCCGUAGGUGUGGACUUGCUGUGGACUCUGGAAAAAGCUCAGAAAUGGUGUGUGAACCCAGCCUGGGUGCACUUGGACUCAACGCCGUUCGCCAGCCUGCUGCGUAACAUGGGCACCUUGUUCGGUCUGGGCCUGGGCCUGCACUCGCCACUCUAUACCGAGAGCAAAAAGAGCACUAGCGCCCCCUUCAGGAUCGGCUGCGUGCUCAGCUCCCUGCUCCUCCUCCACCUUUUCGACUCCAUCAAGCCGCCGACGCACACAGCGGCGCUCUUCUACCUGCUUUCGUUCUGCAAGAGCGCCAUCGUUCCGCUGGUCACCGUCAGCAUCAUUCCAUACUGCGUGUCUGGAGCCCUGAGUUUACCAAGCAAGAAACACCUUUAAAAGAACUUAAAGACAAUUUUAGCAAAAACACAAACCCUCAGCAGUAUUUUCCAGCUUUCAUUCUUGACUGCACAUCUCAUCAGGUCUACAAGCUCAACCUGGACAAAAGACUUCCUUAAGCACUGUAAUAAGUUGUUUUAUUGCUCAGGAUUACAGUGUUGUGUUUAGAUUACUGUUUUAUUUAAUCUCAUUACUCGUAACUUAGUGCUUUUUAAGCGUACUGAGAAUAGGCUUGGCAUCCGUCCCAAGCAUACAAAUACUUUUGGAUGAGGUUCGUUUUUAAGAACUCGGAUGUAGAACUUUACGACGGGGACAAAGAACGUUGUUUUAUUUCACGCAAUCAAACGGAAAGUGGCGUCCUGCCCAUAACGCGUCUGUUGUGCGUGUUCGGAAAUAAUAGUGGCUUGUGCUUUCUGUAAAUGUCUAUUUUUGAAAAUUUGUAUUUUUAAUAAAACAUUCAAAAUAUA